Didymodactylos carnosus is the source of this 1118-nucleotide messenger RNA. The record is from the annotation of a GenBank genome assembly. NCBI's taxonomy places the organism in Eukaryota, Metazoa, Rotifera, Eurotatoria, Philodinida, Philodinidae.
ACUGUGUCGAUUUUUUUCUGGGGCUUUUUGUAUAAAAUCGGUAACUCACUCAUUUUUAGGCUCUAAGGUUUAAAAACUUGGGUUUUAUGGGUAAUUUUGAACGCUUUAUCUAAUGAGAUCAUAAAAAUCGUUUUAAUCUUGAAUUCUUCGGAAGAUUCGGAGUCAUAUAUUUUAAGAGCAGGAGCGGCAGAUAUAUUAGGAUAUCAUUUGUAUUGAUAUGUGUAAUUAGCCAUUUAUAAUGAAAUUCUUUUUACAUAAUUUGUGUAGAAAUAAAAGAAAAUCGUCUCUGGUAUAAAACUUUUUGAAAAUUUCAGGUUUUUUGCCCAGAAGUAAGGUGGUUUUCAGGUUUUCCCAAACAUUUCAGGUAUUUCAGGUUUUUCAGGUGAAAUCUCACUCCUGAGCAUCCUCAACUUUUUAAUUCUUACCGCUCUCCACCUCUGUGGUAUUGUUCGCUUUAUAAUUAUCCUCUGUCGAGAAAGACCGUGAAUCGUUUAUCAAUACACGCCAAACGGAAGUGGUACUCACUAACGGAAUGGUGAUAACGUUUGAAGUUGUAUCUGUGGACGACCUAGUCUCAACUUUGCUAGCACAUGUGACAGUUGUAGUAGUAACUAUUUCUGUAGAUGUACUAUCUACAGAAUUAGAAUUAAUCUGAAUGACGAUAGAAAGUAUGAUGAAUACCAAAAUCAACAGGUAAAACAUUACUUUAAUCAAGUCGCUUUUCCUUAUACGAUAAAAAUCUUUUAAGCAAAUAUGAAACAAGUCUGUACAACAAAACAAGUUUGACCUGUAGUGGUUUAAGUAUUCGUGAUUUAGAAGAUUUAUCGGCAGGUAUACGAGUUUAUACUGAAUUAGACAUUCAAUCACAACGUCAAUAUGAUAAACAAUAUUGGUUUGAUAUUACAUUAAUGACAGAAGAUGAAUUAAAAAAUAAUUUAUUAAAUGAUGUUGGUGAUCGACAAGAGGGAAUUAAUCAGGCUUUGGUAACUGAUGUAACUCAAACAUUUAAGAAUAAAACUCAACAACAAUUGGAACAAUUAGAAGAACGAAUAAAAUCAAAAAUUGAAAAAGAAAAAGAAAUUGAUACAGAAAUGUAUUUUGUUAAAAUGUUUAAGUAG